AUGGUUGGCACACAUUCGCAACUACUCAAGGAUCCUAAGGGUGUAUACUCUCAGCUUAUACGUUUGCAAGAAAUGAACAGAGAUUCAAAACGACGACAUGGUGCGGAUGAGAAACAGUCAAGAAAACGAAUGCCAGUCAUGUGUCCCUCCCUAAGCCAGCCACCGGUCAUCAGCCACUCGCACUCUGGCUCUGGCGGCUCAUUGCUUGGUCUGAAAACAAUAAUUAAUAAUGAAUUCCAUGAAACUGCAGACCCUAAAGACUCAAUAGGGCAGCUGGAAACAUCAGAAAAGCCUCCUACAAUAUUAACCCAGUUGGGUCGCCUCGCCUAUCUCAACAAGCCUGAAAUACCAAUGUUGAUAGUGGGAUCUAUAUCUGCUAUCAUCAACGGUGUGAUGUAUCCAGUGUUUGGCAUAUUAGUUUCUAGUGUGGUGAAGACAUUCUAUGAGCCACCACAAGAGCUGAAGAAACAAUCAAAAUUCUGGGCACUAAAUUUUGUAGCCAUUGGAGUGUUGUCAUUACUGGCAUAUCCAACAAGGACAUACUUUUUUGCUGUGGCCGGGGGUAGGUUAAUAAGACGAAUUAGAUUGAUGUGCUUUGAAAAAGUGGUCAACAUGGAGGUCGGUUGGUUUGACGAGGCCGAGCAUUCAAGUGGAGUGAUUGGUGCAAAACUUUCUGUCGACGCAACUACCCUGCGCGCUUUAGUUGGAGAUGCACUCGCACAGAUGGUUCAAAAUGUUGCAUCAGGAAUUGUAGGUUUGACCAUUGCUUUUGAAACAAGUUGGCAGUUGGCACUUAUAAUCCUCACUUUGAUACCUUUGGUCGGAGCAAAUGGAUAUGUUCAAAUGAAAUUUUUGGAGGGCUUCAGCGCAGAUGCAAAGGUUUGCUUACUAAACAAAUUUGUUUUAUUAAAAGAAAAGCAACCAAAGAUCGAUGACAUGCCAAAAAAAAAAAAAAUUAAUUAA
This is a messenger RNA of Ilex paraguariensis (yerba mate), 963 nucleotides long. The record is from the annotation of a GenBank genome assembly. NCBI's taxonomy places the organism in Eukaryota, Viridiplantae, Streptophyta, Magnoliopsida, Aquifoliales, Aquifoliaceae.